UGGCGGCGCGUCUCCUCCCGCCUGGCUGUGCGAAGUCCUCGCCCGCCCGCCCGCGGCUCGCCUUCCUGCUUGGCGCCUUCGCUGCUCAGACUCCCCGCGGCGGCACCAUGUCCAGCACCUUCGCCCGCGCCCUCUCCGCCCGCAGAUCCGCCGCCCUCCUGGCCGCGGUGGGCGCCGCCGGCUCUCUGGGCGCCGGCUUCCUCUUCUCCCGCGACUCCCUCGGCCCCUCGGAGAGGACCAAGCGGCGCUUCUACCCGCCAAGUGCUGAGUACCCUGAUCUGCGCAAACAUAACAACUGCAUGGCCAGCAACCUGACACCUGCCAUCUACGCUCGGCUCUGUGACAAAGCCACAGCUGCGGGCUGGACCCUGGAUCAGUGCAUCCAGACUGGGGUGGACAAUCCCGGACAUCCCUUCAUCAAAACAGUAGGCAUGGUGGCAGGAGAUGAGGAAUCCUAUGAGGUUUUUGCAGAGCUGUUUGACCCUGUAAUUGAGGAGAGGCACAAUGGCUACAACCCACGCACCAUGAAGCAUCCCACCGAUCUCGACGCUCGUAAGAUCAAGGGCGGGCACUUUGAUGAACGCUACGUCCUUUCCUCCCGGGUCCGGACUGGCCGCAGCAUCCGUGGCCUGAGCCUGCCUCCAGCGUGCACCCGGGCAGAACGGCGGGAGGUGGAGAAAGUCACAGCAGAAGCCCUGAACGGCCUGACCGGGGAGCUGGCGGGCAAGUACUACCGCCUCAGUGAGAUGACGGACAAGGAGCAGGAGCAGCUUAUUGAGGACCACUUCCUUUUUGACAAGCCGGUCUCCCCUCUACUGACAGCAGCAGGCAUGGCUCGCGACUGGCCUGAUGCCCGAGGAAUCUGGCACAACCAUGAGAAGACCUUCCUGGUCUGGAUCAACGAGGAGGACCACACUCGCGUCAUCUCUAUGGAGAAAGGUGGCAACAUGAAGAGAGUUUUUGAGAGGUUCUGCCGGGGUCUGAAGGAAGUAGAGCGUCUGAUCCUGGAGAAAGGCUGGGAGUUCAUGUGGAAUGAAAGGCUGGGCUACAUCUUGACGUGCCCGUCCAACCUUGGCACCGGCCUGCGUGCUGGAGUUCACAUCAAACUGCCACUGCUGAGCAAAGACCACCGGCUUUCUAAGAUCCUGGAGAAUCUGAGGCUGCAGAAGCGAGGCACCGGCGGUGUGGACACAGCUGCCACAGGGAACGUCUUUGACAUUUCCAACUUGGAUCGCCUGGGCAAAUCCGAGGUUGAGCUGGUACAGCUGGUGAUCGAUGGUGUGAACUACCUGAUUGAUUGUGAGCGGCGCCUGGAACGAGGCCAGGAUAUCCGCAUCCCAGCCCCUGUCAGCCAGUCCCGUGGCUGAGCUCAACCAGACCCUCCAAGGCUUGAGAGAUGCCUGCAUGCGUAGUCUUGUGGCUCUAACUGUGUACCCUGCAGCAAUCCCCAUAAAGUCCCAAUUGCUUGG
This is a messenger RNA of Pseudonaja textilis, 1469 nucleotides long. It is a transcript of the gene CKMT1A, whose product is annotated as creatine kinase, mitochondrial 1A. Gene Ontology annotation, molecular function: creatine kinase activity. The record is from RefSeq and is a predicted model, not a curated record. Gene Ontology annotation, cellular component: mitochondrion. Lineage: Eukaryota; Metazoa; Chordata; Lepidosauria; Squamata; Elapidae. Gene Ontology annotation, biological process: phosphocreatine biosynthetic process.